AUGAGCAAGGAGUAUGCGGGUGAUACACCUGAUUGGAUGCAGGAACAGGCAGCUGAGUAUACGGAUUUAGUAGGAAGUUUUGUCGAGUCGGUUGUGGAUUCCAAUACCGAUGAAAUGAUUGAGUAUCAACUCAUUUGGGAAGGAGGUGAUUUGGGUGUAGCACUUACAACUAUUGAAAGUGGAGACGGAGGUGUUGCUGUGAGUCGUGUUACGGGUAAAGGAUUUCCCUUUGGUAUUAAGAAUGUUGGACCGGGGGAUUUGUUGCUCUCUAUUAAUGUAAAGGAUACGACAAAAAUGAAUCUGGACGAUGUUGUGGCUUAUUUACAAGUAUGUGAUCUACCGGCUACACUUCGAUUUAAGAAGAUCUCACCAGUAGUAGACAAUGUUCCCGUCUCAGUGCCUAGGAAGAGCACGUACGUUAUCACGACUGGUAAUGCACAAGGCCCUACUAGCCCCAUGGGUUCCUCGGCUCCUUUAUCGUACCCUCAUGGCUCAAGUGCGUACGCACCGCCGCAUCCGGAUCGUGCCUCGAUGCCUGUGCACACAAUACCGUCAGAAUUUCCAGAGCCCCCAGUGCCAUCUCUGCGCCAAAGUGCCAUGACGCCAAUGACAAAGUCGGCUGCCCCCGAGCCUCUUGCAUUCAACGAUCACGAAGAAUUUACACCCGACGAAGAUCUUAAGCUGGAUCCUAUGGCAGCGGCCAGCUCUCAGCCGGAGGAGGAUCUUCGCGAUUUAGACGGUUUGGUUCUCACGGCAGGUGUGAACGACCUUGGCUUUGAAGAUGGGUCAAUACGUGCAUCACGCGAGUCACGUGACUCGUGGCGUGAUGACAGCUUUGAUGUUGAUGCCGGUUGGGAUGUCGACGAGGAGGAAAAGAAAGACACGCAAGGUGUUGCACCAAACGAGAAGCGAAGCAAAGAGCGGUUCCAGCGCAACAAGAGUGGUUCGACAGUUGCGAUGCUUGGACAUUUCUCCGUUGAAACAAAGGGAGAUGCCGUACCAAUUCUUCCUGAUGCUGAGGAGGCGACGGGUAUUGCCGCAGUUGACAACGUGAGUGAUUUCUCGUCUGAAAAUCGCCAUGCGUCACCUCCUCACGCAAGUGGCCAAGUGCGUCCAUCAGACAUGUCAUCUAGCUCGAUGUCGUCUUCGAUGAGUUCAUCCAUGAACAACACGGAUGCACCACGGCCUUCGGUCCGCGUAACCAUGGAUAGCACGGCUCCGCUUGUGAAGAGCCACCCAAUCGGUGCUCUACACGAAAUGUGUGCGAAAGGCAACCUUCGCGGCGUGGUGCAGCACUUACGUGUGGACGGCCCCGAGGCCCUGUUGAAUCGGGAGCCGAACCACGGCCAAACGGGCUUGCAUCUUGCGGUAAAGAGUGGCAAGGCGCCGCUAGUGAAGGUGAUUUUGGAGCAGUACAAGCCGAUUGAGGACAUUAUCAAUGUUGAGGACGACAAGGGCAACACAGCGCUGCACUUUGCAGCCACGAAGACACCAGCUAUCGUGCACCUACUUUUGGAGAACGGUGCAAGUGCGAACGUAAAGAACAGCCGGAAGUUUACACCACUGAUCAUUUCGGUGAUCACGUCAAAGGACGAUAGCGUGAUCAUCCCUCGUAUGCUCCUCAAAUACGGUGCCAAUCCGAACGACAUGCACGACAGCCACACGGUUAUUCAUACUGCUAUCAGUACGGGACGAUUGAAUAUUGCUGGUGCACUCGUGCGAGCAGGAGCUAAAAUGGACGUUGAGGACGCCGAGGGCAAGAGCGUGUUUGAAAAGCUGCGCCGGAAGGACCUUCGGUACCUGAUUUCUCACAUUUACUUCCCACCCACUCACAUUACGAAGAAGGAGCGUUCCGAGUGCAUGCUGUGUCAUCAAAAGUUCAAGUUUGGGUACCGUGAGCACAAUUGCACGCACUGCGGCCGUCUCUGUUGCGCCGAGUGCUCUGCACUACACGUUGAAAUGUUCCGAUUUCCAAUGGGUUUUCCCGGUCGCACUCGUCGUGGUGCAGCGAAUCGUGACCAGAAACGCGUGUGUAAGACAUGCUACAAUGUGUUUAAGGAACGCAACGAGGAGCCAGAGAAGAGCGACGUGUCGAAGUUUAUUAGUCGUGUGAUUAAUAUCGAGUGGGACGAAGUGAAUCCGGAGAAAUUGCUAAAGGAACAAGAAGCAAGUCGUCGUGGAGAUAAGUGA
This is a messenger RNA of Peronospora farinosa, 2190 nucleotides long. The record is from the annotation of a GenBank genome assembly. NCBI's taxonomy places the organism in Eukaryota, Oomycota, Peronosporomycetes, Peronosporales, Peronosporaceae.